Molecule: messenger RNA, 423 nt
Organism: Sinocyclocheilus rhinocerous
Lineage: Eukaryota; Metazoa; Chordata; Actinopteri; Cypriniformes; Cyprinidae
Product: 60S ribosomal protein L27-like
Exons: 3
Coding region: 91-408 (105 amino acids)
Biological process (GO): translation
Cellular component (GO): ribosome
Molecular function (GO): structural constituent of ribosome
Source: RefSeq, a predicted model, not a curated record
GAAGUACGUCACUUGCCGUCAGUGUCAAGGGUCACGCUCGUCCGUUCUACUUCCUUUUCCCGAUCUCGUCGGCCAUAGAGCACCAUCAACAUGGGCAAGUUUAUGAAACCUGGUAAGGUGGUGAUGGUCCUGGCUGGACGUUAUGCCGGACGCAAGGCUGUGAUUGUCAAGAACAUUGAUGAUGGCACCUCAGACCGUCCUUACAGCCAUGCUCUGGUCGCAGGCAUUGACCGCUAUCCUCGUAAAGUCACCACAACCAUGGGCAAGAAGAAGAUUGCCAAGAGGUCCAAGAUCAAGGCCUUUGUGAAAGUGUUCAACUACAACCACCUGAUGCCAACCAGGUAUGUAGACCCUGAACAGUCAGAGAGACGUCUGUGCACGUUCAUACAGCUUCUGUAUCAGAAUUGACAGAUGUUUGCAGAG